Microdochium trichocladiopsis is the source of this 1773-nucleotide messenger RNA. RefSeq lists its product as uncharacterized. Gene Ontology annotation, molecular function: transmembrane transporter activity. Gene Ontology annotation, biological process: transmembrane transport. The record is from RefSeq and is a predicted model, not a curated record. NCBI's taxonomy places the organism in Eukaryota, Fungi, Ascomycota, Sordariomycetes, Xylariales, Microdochiaceae. The transcript has 3 exons. Bases 1 to 1773 code for a protein of 590 amino acids.
AUGGCUGCGCGGUUGUGGGGAGCUCAUCAGCGACGAACAGCGGCAGAGUACGAGAACACCCGAUCGCGUCCUCUUUCACAGACCGACUCUGUGAGUAGCUCCGAGAGAGACAGCCCCCGGAACCCUCGGGGUGGUGUCUUUUACCAGCUCCUCAAGUCGUACCGCAACCCUAGCGACAGCUCCAACAUCAAUGAUAGUUCUUCGACAAAGAUUGGUACCGCAGACUCGUCAGGCGCCACGACGCCGACACGGCGGAAAUGGUACAACGACCCGGACAAGGGAUCCCAGGAGACACUGUCAAUGCUUGUAGGGGCUUCGAGGAAGUUGGCCAACCCGCACGAGACGAAAAACUCGUUACCUGAGCCGAAGGCGCUGCGCAGGCGACCAGGACACAAGAGGACAACAAGCGGACGUAUCAUGUCGAGCGCUGAGAUUCGUGAGGGAGACGAACACAAGAUCCAGAUGCAGAUCGCCGAUAUUCUUCAGCGGCAGCGCUAUAUCACGAAGAUGUGUCGGGCCCUGUUACUUUUUGGAGCACCUGGGCACCGACUCGAAGAGCAUUUGAGGACGACAGCGAGGUGGCUCGAGGUUGACAGUCAGUACCUGUACGUGCCGGACUGCAUGAUCAUUUCGUUCGACGACAACCUCACCCACACGACCAGGAUGAAGAUUGUGCGAGAGGUACAGGGCGUCAACCUGGCCAAACUCAAGGCCACCCACGAGAUCUACAAGGAAGUUCUCCACGAUGUCAUUGCGCUGGACGAGGCUCUCGAGCGGCUCGAGCAUCUGGUCUCGGCACCCGUGGAAUGGCCUGCCUGGCUCCGCAUCAUCAUGUAUGGGCUGGCCAGUGCUUGCAUCUCUGUGUCCUUCAGUUCGAGAUUCAUCGACAUACCGGUCAUUUUUGUACUCGGAACUCUCCUUGGCUUCGGUCAAGUGUGGGUCGUGCCCAAGUCAAGGACUUUUGCCGUCGUCUUUGAGGUGCUUGCAACCACAGUCUUCGCUUUUGCAGCACGAGGACUCGGGAGCAUUGCAGAUGGUGGGCUAUUCUGCUUCUCGGCAAUGACGCAGAGUUCGAUUGCCUUGAUUCUGCCCGGUGUGCUUGUCCUUAACUCGGCUCUCGAGCUGCAAUCGAAGGCGAUCGUGCCCGGCUCAAUCCGCAUAGUCUACGCCAUCAUCUAUUCGUUGUUUCUAGGCUAUGGCAUAACGGUUGGCGCCACCCUCUACGGCUACGUGGACCCGCACGCGAAUUUGGAUUCUACGUGCCGCAAUCCAGCGAACCAAUACUGGGGCUUUCUCUUUGUGCCGCUUUUCAUCCUGUUUGCCACCUUCAUUAACAACGCCAAGCUCAAACAGAUGCCUCUAAUGGUGCUUGUGGGAACAGUCGGUUAUGUGGUGAACUUCUAUACAAGCAAGAAAUUUGCGGAGAGUCUGCCGAUCGCGUAUGCGCUGGGUGCGUUUACUGUGGGACUCUUGGCGAACGCUUACAGCCGUUUCGCGCAUGGCGUUGCAGCCACAGUACUGUUACCAGCGGUAUUCGUGCAAGUCCCCGGCGGACUGGCGACCAGUGGCGCGAUCACGGCCGGGCUGCAGACUGCGACUGCAUUGAACGACAGCGAUCCGAACAAUUCAAACGACUCACAGCUGAAUACCAUUGUCUUCAGUCUUGCUGCGAACAUGAUUCAGAUCUCAAUUGGCCUGUCCGUUGGCCUUUCGUUGGCCAACCUUGUUGUGUACCCCCUGGGCAAGCGCCGGAGCGCACUGUGGUCACUGUAG